Messenger RNA from Dovyalis caffra, 840 nucleotides. NCBI's taxonomy places the organism in Eukaryota, Viridiplantae, Streptophyta, Magnoliopsida, Malpighiales, Salicaceae. The record is from the annotation of a GenBank genome assembly.
AUGGCUUCUGCUGCUCAGUCUUCCACUCAGGCUGUGUCAACCGGGGAUGUUGACCCUGCUGCCAAUGUGUUCCAGUUGAUCCAAACUCACCAGGAAAAGGCAGCUAGGCUUCCUCCUGUUGAGGAAAUUAGAACUGUGCUUAAUCAGAGCACGCGCGGCAUGCUUUCAACUUUUUCGCAGAAGCUUGAGGGUUAUCCAUCAGGAUCAUUGGUUGAUUUUGCUUGUGAUGCUGAUGGAUCUCCAAUAUUAGCAGUCAGCAGCUUGGCAGUUCAUACUAAGGACCUAUUAGCCAAUCCUAAAUGCUCAUUGCUUGUUGCUAAAGAUCCUGAAGAUAGGACUGAUUUAGUAAUCACCCUGCAUGGUGAUGCCAUUCCUGUUUCUGAGAAAGAUAUAACUGCUGCUCGAACCACAUUUCUGGCAAAGCAUCCUGAUGCAUUCUGGGUUGACUUUGGCGAUUUCCAAUUUUUGCGCAUUGAACCAAAAGUUGUACGAUAUGUGUCAGGAGUUGCAACUGCUUUGCUUGGAUCUGGCGAAUUCAGCAAAGAAGAGUACCAGAGUGCUAAAGUUGAUCCAAUUGCUCAGUUUGCUAAACCUGUUGCGUCUCAUAUGAACAGAGAUCAUGGUGAAGAUACAAAACUCAUAGUGCAACACUCAACAUCAAUUCCGGUGGACUCUGCUUAUAUGCUGGACGUGGAUAGUCUUGGAUUCAAUGUUAAGGCUGUUUAUCAAGGAAAUACUUACAAACUUAGAAUUCCUUUCCCUAGACGUGCAGAAGAGAGAAAGGAUGUGAAGACUCUGAUAGUAGAAAUGCUUCAAGCUGCAAAGUCUCAAAUUAACUGA